CGCUGGAGCACCACCCCUCUGAGGUGCUGCUCAGUCACCAGGGGACGCUCCGAGGCUUCCCUGCAUCUCCAGCUCCCGCUUCCAGGACAUCUUCGCUUCGGUGCCCCCACCCCGCACCCGCGCUACCGAACAUGGCGACCGCAUUCGCGCCCUGGCAUGUGCGUCAGAACUACCACCCCGAGUGUGAGGCCGCCAUCAACAACCAGGUCAACUUGGAGCUGUACGCUUCCUACGUGUACCUGUCCAUGGCCUUCUACUUCGACCGUGAAGAUGUGGCCUUGAAGCAUUUCAGCCUGUUCUUCCUUCGGCAGUCGAACAAGGAGAGGGAGCACGCGGAGAAGCUGUUGUGGCUGCAGAGCCAGCGUGGCGGCAACCCCCGCCUCCGCAACAUCCCCAGGCCUGAGGAAGAGAACUGGGAGAAUGGCCUGAGGGUCAUGGAGUGCGCCUUGCAGCUGGCGAAGACAGUGAACCAGAGCCUGCUGAGUCUGCACCAGCUGGCCACCGAGAAGAAGGACGGCCACGUCUGCAACUUCCUGAAGCGUCACUACCUGCAUGAACAAGUGAUGUUCAUCAAAGAGUUGGGGGACCACAUCACCAAUCUGCGCAAGCUGGGGGCCCCGGAAUCCAGCCUGGCAGAGUACCUCUUUGACAAGCUCACCCUGGGUGACAGCAAGAACAGCUGAGCCGGGACUGCCUUCCCCAUAGCCGCGGGGUGACUUGCCCUGGCCACCGUGCCCAGCAUGCCUAUUGCCAUAUUGCC
Phyllostomus discolor (pale spear-nosed bat) is the source of this 760-nucleotide messenger RNA. RefSeq names its product ferritin heavy chain-like. Bases 132 to 683 code for a protein of 183 amino acids. Gene Ontology annotation, cellular component: cytoplasm. Gene Ontology annotation, molecular function: ferrous iron binding; ferric iron binding. Gene Ontology annotation, biological process: intracellular iron ion homeostasis; iron ion transport. NCBI's taxonomy places the organism in Eukaryota, Metazoa, Chordata, Mammalia, Chiroptera, Phyllostomidae. The transcript is spliced from 3 exons. The record is from RefSeq and is a predicted model, not a curated record.